Phyllostomus hastatus (greater spear-nosed bat) is the source of this 5770-nucleotide messenger RNA. RefSeq names its product BicC family RNA binding protein 1 (gene BICC1). Gene Ontology annotation, cellular component: cytoplasm. NCBI's taxonomy places the organism in Eukaryota, Metazoa, Chordata, Mammalia, Chiroptera, Phyllostomidae. The transcript is spliced from 21 exons. The coding region runs from base 8 to 3226 and encodes 1072 amino acids. Gene Ontology annotation, molecular function: protein binding; RNA binding. The record is from RefSeq and is a predicted model, not a curated record.
CCAGCGGAUGGAUGCGCGGGCGGUGCGGCGCGCUCAUUUCGCGCGGGCGUUGCUGGCUGGGGGCGGUGCAGCCACUGGCCCAGGACCGAGGACUGGACCCGGGGCGGCUGGCAGUGUGGGCGGCGCCCAGGGCUGGGAUGCGCCGGGGACUCCGUGGCGGUGGUGUUGGCGGCGGCAACAGCGGUUGCGGGCGGACGAGGUAGCGCCGCGGAGCGGGGAGCUAGACAAGCCCGGCCGGCAAGCGGAGGCGGCGGAGGCACAGCGGCGGCUGCAGCGGGAGCCCGAUCACCGCACGCCCACCAUGGCCGCCCAGGGCGAGCCCGGCUACCUGGCGGCGCAGUCGGACCCCGGUUCCAACAGCGAACGCAGUACCGACUCGCCCAUGCCUGGCUCAGAGGACGACCUUGUCGCCGGGGCGCCCCUGCACAGCCCAGAGUGGAGCGAGGAGCGCUUCCGCGUGGACAGGAAGAAACUUGAGGCCAUGUUACAAGCUGCUGCUGAAGGAAAAGGCAAAAGUGGGGAAGACUUUUUUCAAAAGAUCAUGGAGGAAACAAAUACACAGAUUGCUUGGCCAUCAAAGCUGAAGAUCGGAGCCAAAUCUAAGAAAGAUCCCCACAUUAAGGUUUCUGGAAAGAAAGAAGAUGUUAAAGAAGCCAAGGAAAUGAUCAUGUCUGUCUUAGACACAAAAAGCAAUCGGGUCACUUUGAAGAUGGAUGUGUCACAUACAGAACAUUCUCAUGUAAUCGGCAAAGGUGGCAACAAUAUUAAAAAAGUGAUGGAAGAGACAGGAUGUCACAUCCACUUUCCAGAUUCCAACAGGAAUAACCAAGCAGAGAAAAGCAACCAGGUUUCUAUAGCAGGGCAGCCGGCAGGAGUAGAGUCUGCUCGAGUUAGAAUUCGGGAGCUGCUUCCUUUGGUGCUGAUGUUUGAGCUACCGAUUGCUGGAAUUCUUCAGCCUGUCCCGGAUCCCAAUUCCCCCUCCAUCCAGCACAUAUCCCAAACCUACAACAUUUCAGUGUCCUUUAAGCAGCGUUCUCGAAUGUAUGGUGCUACCGUCAUAGUGCGAGGGUCCCAGAACAACACUAGUGCCGUGAAGGAGGGAACUGCCAUGCUGCUGGAACAUCUCGCAGGGAGCUUGGCGUCUGCUAUUCCCGUGAGCACACAGCUAGAUAUCGCAGCUCAGCAUCAUCUCUUUAUGAUGGGUCGAAAUGGAAGUAACAUCAAACAUAUCAUGCAGAGAACAGGUGCUCAGAUCCACUUUCCUGAUCCUAGUAAUCCACAAAAGAAAUCCACCGUCUACCUCCAGGGCACCAUUGAGUCUGUCUGUCUUGCAAGGCAAUAUCUCAUGGGCUGUCUUCCUCUUGUGCUUAUGUUUGAUAUGAAGGAAGAAAUUGAUGUCGAUCCACAAUUUAUUGCUCAGUUGAUGGAACAGCUGGAUGUCUUCGUUAGUAUCAAACCAAAGCCGAAACAGCCGAGCAAGUCUGUGAUUGUGAAAAGUGUUGAACGAAAUGCCUUAAAUAUGUAUGAAGCAAGGAAAUGUCUCCUCGGACUUGAAAGCAGUGGGGUUACCAUAGCAACCAGUCCUUCCCCAGCAUCGUGCCCUGCCGGCCUGGCAUGUCCCAGCCUGGAUAUCUUAGCCUCAGCAGGCCUCGGACUCACUGGACUAGGUCUUUUGGGCCCCACCACCUUAUCUCUGAACACUUCGACAACCCCGAACUCACUCCUGAAUGCUCUUAAUAGCUCAGUCAGUCCUUUGCAAAGUCCGAGUUCUGGCACUCCAAGUCCCACGUUAUGGGCACCCCCACUUGCUAAUACUUCAAGUGCCACAGGCUUUUCUGCUGCUCCACACCUGAUGAUUCCGUCUACUGCCCAAGCCACGUUAACCAACAUUUUGUUGUCUGGAGUACCUGCCUACGGGCACACAGCUCCAUCUCCCCCUCCCGGCUUGACUCCUGUCGAUGUCCAUAUCAGCAGUAUGCAGACAGAAGGCAAGAAAAUCUCUGCUUCUUUAAACGGACACGCACAGUCUCCAAAUAUAAAAUAUGGUGUGAUAUCCACUUCCUCACUUGGAGAAAAAGUGCUGAGUGCGAACCACGGUGAUCCGUCCAGACAAACGAGUGGAUCUGAGCAGGCAUCUCCCAAACCAAACCCCGCAGAAGGUUGCAAUGAUGCUUUUGUUGAAGUAGGCAUGCCUCGAAGCCCUUCCCAUUCUGGGAAUGCUGGUGACUUGAAACAGAUGCUGGGUCCCUCCAAAGUUUCCUGUGCCAAGAGGCAGACAGUAGAACUAUUGCAAGGCACCAAAAACUCCCACUUACACAGCACUGACAGGUUGCUCUCAGACCCUGAACUGAGUGCUGCCGAAAGCCCUUUGACUGACAAGAAGGCUCCGGGGAGUGAACGUGCUGCAGAGAGGGCCGCAGCUGCUCAGCAAAACUCCGAAAGGGCCCGCCUGGCCUCACGGCCAUCGUUUGUCAACAUGCAGGCAUUUGACUAUGAACAAAAGAAGCUGUUAGCAACCAAAGCUAUGUUAAAGAAACCAGUGGUGACAGAGGUCAGAACACCUACAAAUACCUGGAGUGGCCUUGGGUUUUCUAAAUCCAUGCCUGCGGAAACUAUCAAGGAGCUGAGAAGGGCCAACCACGUGUCCUACAAGCCUACAAUGACAACCACUUUCGAGGGCUCAUCAAUGUCCCUCUCGAGGUCCAACAGUCGCGAGCACUUGGGAAGUGGGAGUGAUUCUGACAACUGGAGAGACCGAAAUGGAAUAGGAUCCACAAGUCAUGGUGAAUUUGCUGCUUCUAUUGGCAGCCCCAAGCGCAAACAAAACAAAUCAACGGAACACUAUCUCAGCAGUAGCAAUUACAUGGACUGCAUUUCCUCGCUGACAGGAAGCAAUGGCUGUAACCUAAACAGCUCUUUCAAAGGCUCCGACCUUCCUGAGCUCUUCAGCAAACUGGGUCUGGGCAAAUACACAGACGUCUUCCAGCAACAAGAGAUCGACCUGCAGACAUUCCUCACUCUCACAGAUCAGGAUCUGAAGGAGCUGGGAAUUACUACUUUCGGUGCCAGGAGGAAAAUGCUGCUCGCAAUCUCAGAACUAAAUAAAAACCGAAGAAAGCUUUUUGAACCGCCAAACGCACGCACCACUUUCCUGGAAGGCGGGGCCAGUGGGAGGCUGCCCCGGCAGUACCACUCGGACAUCGCUAGUGUCAGUGGCCGCUGGUAGCAGCGGCACUUUCCAGGCGCACACCUGCCAACUCCCUUGUCACGUUGGACGCAGGAAAUCUGUGAAUGGCCUUCGCUGCACCCCGUCCUUAGCACUCUGGUGUCUGGUAUCAGGACCAAAGCAUCUUAUUCACACCUGAAUUUUGUGCCCAAAAGGAAGAAAAGAGAAGAUGUUUUUAUGCCAUCAUACAGAUCACCACACACGGAUUACUUUUUUUAUAAAAUGGUAAUUGGACAGAAUUUGCAAUAUGGGGGUAGGGCUUUAUUUCCUGUUUUUAUUGACCUAUAUAAUAACAUAUGCACUGAUUUUUUUUUACCUAAAAUGAAGGAUGAUUUGACAUCUGGGAUGCCAGAAAACAUUGAAGUUAUUGUUUGCUUGUUUUGGUAUUUGGGGAUUUUUUUUUAAAUAAUCAAAAUGGAAUUUUCUGGUACUGCUUUAAAAUGAGUAUUGAUGUCUUUCAGCACUUUACACUUUCUGACUUCUUGUCCUGUGGAAAUUAUCUCUUUCUCUCAUUUUUAUGUUACCUGAUGUAAUGGUACAGAUCAGAGUUAGUCUCAUUUUUCUGACUGCGUUAAAUCUUUAUUUGAAAUGGUACUGGAUUAUUAGUUUUUGUGCAGAAUGUUCUGGACCAGUUCUGUUCAUUUAUGUCAGCAUCCUAGAAACAAUUAGCAGUGAACCUAGUUCACAGUAACAGAUGCAAAGGAAGACCAAAUGGACUUUGCAAUAUUAACCCUUUGCAGUUAUCAUAUUUAGCUGCUGCCUAUAUUGCUAAAAAUGAUUUUCAUGGUUGUCUAAAGGCAAAGGGCUAUUUUUAGUAUACUGGCACUAAAGGACACUUAUUUAUAUCAAACUUUUUAUUUUUAGAUACUAUAAGCAUACAGUACAUUGAUUAAAUUGAUAUCUACUAGAGAUUUAUGGUAGAGAAUGGACGGCAUUCAAUAACUGACUGGAGCCCUAGAUCGUCACUUUAUUUAAAAAAGACAAAUAAUCAUCUGACAAGACUGCACCGUUGCCAUUAGGAAGAAAAGUAGAUUACUGUUCUUAUCAUGUACGAUUAGCUGCGUUCCACACGAUCAGAGGGCUGCCCUCAAACCAUGCGUGUCUGCUUGAAGUAGACUCGUGUUUGUUGAGAACAGAAAGGCUUUAUUUCAGUCUCUAGGGUGACAGUUUAUGAAGACAGCAGAGUUCUGAAGUAGGGGGAAAAGGACUAUUUUCUAAGUGGCUAGACUCAUGGUUAAAAUCUUAUACUGUGAAAGUUCAAGUAAUCGGGCUACAUUGUUUCCUAGGUCUUUUCAGACAUCUUCUUGUGGAUUUAUGAAGGGUUUCCAAUUUAUGAAGAAAAUCACUAAGUGCCUCUCUUUCUUCAAAGCAAUCUUAUUUCCAAAUGUAUUAAUUUGUUGGAAAACUUUCCCAUAGGAAAUGUUGUGAAUUACUUGUACUGUAAUGACUUAUUUAUGCUCAUUCUUUAAGACUUUUUACAUGGACAUAAACCACUGUUGCAUGCUCUUAGCAGAAGGCAUUCGGUAAGCAUACAUAACAACUGGGGACUUUCAUACAAAUGCCAAAUCAGAAACACCUGCCUGACAUUUUUCCAUGGCUAAGUCUUACCGUGAAAGAACAAGAACGGAAAAGAAAUUUUGCACACAUAAAAAUUUUCACUUUAAAAAAUUGUAUUGGUUACUUUGAAGGCAUAGAUAAUGGCCCUGUCAUAAAAUGAUCAAUUAUAAUGGCACUAAGCAGAUAUCCAUUCCUAAACUGUAUCUGCUUUUAAGGAUGUAGAACUAAAUUUGUCCCUUUGCAAGUGCAGCGGGGUCACCCUGUGCACAUCACAUGCACCCUCCUCACGUGGAGCUCCCCAUCCUGUGUGGCUGCUGCACCGACACAUCGUGCUACCCGUGCAGCACAGGAAUUCUGGGUCGGCUUUCCGUUCAGCUACUCAGUUCUCUAAAAUUUAUUGUUUCUUUACUAAGACUUUCCCAAAUAAAAGUCAUUUGGAGCUCUUUUCCCAGCUGUCUAUCAAGCAUUUGAAACACAAGGGAGAUGGAAUGAAUUUGCAGUAUUAACGGAGGUUUUAUGAACAGUGCUUUACGCCAAAGGGAAAAUUGUCCCAAUUAAACUAGAUUAAAUAGGAUGUUCAAAAGUAAAAAAAAAAACAAAACAAAAAAAACACUGGAAAUUACUUUUUUCACUUUCUGUUGAGGCAAGGAAGGGAAUAUGACACUACAGUAUACAGCGUUGUCAGCGUUAUAUGAUGCACAAAAUAUUUGGAUUAUUUGAAUAAAUGGUAGUUUUUAAUCAAUCUGUGCCUUAAUAGUGACCAAUUAUCUGUAAAUAUAGAACAGAUGCAGAUUGUAUUUUUGUGUGGGUUUUUGUCCUUUUAGUAAUUUUUUAAAGAAAGAUGGAAUUAAACAUUGAAAAUGGGAAUUUUUCUAAACUAAUCAAUUGUUAUAUGAAAAAUAAAUUUAUAUAACCCCUUUGUAUUGCCCUUGCUAGAUGAAAUGCCUUUUUUGAAAAAAAAAAAAAUUACACAAAUUCUAUACCUGU